AUGAACCAAGUUUACUGCAUCAGGAACAUUUCCUCUUUCGAGCAAGACAGUGUUUGGUCCUGGUUCAUUUGUUUUUGUUGCUCAAUAUGCCUGAUGAUGUCUGUUGGAUUAAACUAUGCUCUAGGCGUACUUUUCCCUGUUCUUAUGGAGUCUUUCAACGAAAGCAGAGAAAGAACAGGUAAGUUGAACAAUUUGCCUUCCACGCUAUCUUUGGGACCGCUGCUAUGAUUUCUUGCCAGAGUGAGCAAAGCUAUUAGCGCCUUUAAUAUUAAAAAUGCAGUAAAAUUAGAUCCAAGCGGUUUCAUCACAAAUCAGUUGACGUAUGGCUUUUUUCACUGAGACAGGAACGUAUCGGCUCCUGGCAGAGAUAAUAAUGAUAUGUCCUUACGGCCCUCACAUAUGCUACUAGCAGCUGAAAAAGAAUAAAUGUCCACCUUUUAAAUAAUUUUUCAGAGCCCGUUAAUUAAAUACAUCUUUGAACGUUACAUUUACAUAACACGAGGAUAACAAUUGGGUUUUACAGUCAGCAAAAAUUCACACGAUUCUGAUGGUACAAAGGUCAAUUUUUAGUACUCGUGAGAGAAGAAAGCUUUCCACAUUGAGAAAGUAGUAGGAUAGAUCAGGGGCCGGACCGGGGAGCUCCCCGCCGCGUGUUGCCUUUACUCGCGUGAGGAGAUUUUCACGCGCGCUCCCGUUUCGCUCGCUCGCUCUACUAUCCCUGAGGAAAAAUGGGGACUACUCGUAGUCUAGAAGUGGGGUAAAGACGCGCAUUCUACGAAUUUCAUUCUAGGGGUCGUAUAAUAGUAGAGAGGUAAGGGGCUGACCGUUCGACUUUCGCGGGGAGGAUGGGUGAUUUCCGAAAAAAAUAUCGUACAGACUGAUGUUCGUCCGCAGUCAUUAUCUUCAGCGGUUUUCCGGGGCAUUGGAUAAUAUUUUACCAGUUUGAUAAGAUGGUUAUCAUUAGAUCUCAUUGACUGUAGCCCCUUCGGACACCUCAUGAAAUUUACACAAUGUAGUUUCCCCCUUUUCUCAUUAGGGUUAAGGCCUUAAUACUUAGGGUUGUUAAGCACCGUUUCGAAACUGGUUAGCGUUUUUUUUUUGGUUGGGGUUGAUGCUAUAUGUACUUAAAUUAUUUCCACACCAUCCAACAAAUCCUAGGUGGUCUAAUGGUUAGUGUGAUAUACUGGGUUUUCUGCAUCUGCUGCAAAGCAUUUUUUGGGUUUUCUGCAUAAUAGAGUCAUAAUACGAAAUAGAUUUCCUCAGUCAUAAUUUAAGUUUUCUUUCUAGUUGCAGCCUUGCCGCUUUUUCCUUUGUAAACUCAUGAUCUUUUUGAUCCCUUAAAGGUGAAAAAAGGUGCUUGGUUGACAUUGAGUGUGUAGUUGGCAUAAAAUAUAAAUGACUGGUAAAUUUUUGUUUUGUUUACAGCAUGGGUAAGUUCUAUCACCAUGGCAGUGUUUCUCAUCUUUGGUCCUUUUAUGGGUGCCUUUGUGAACCGCUUCGGCUGCCGCAUCACCAUUACUGUAGGCUGUCUGGUCUGUGCCACAGGCCUAGUUUUGGGAUCUCUGGCUCCAAACAUCGUAAUUCUUUAUCUUGCUUUUAGUGUACCAUUCGGGAUCGGGAUGUCGUCCUUAUACAUCUCUUCGCCUGUAGCUGUGAGCCAGUACUUCAGCAAGAGGAGAGCACUUGCACUAGCGACUGCCACCUCGGGACCAGGGCUCGGGACAAUGAUAUAUGGUCCCACACUACAAGCUUUAGUGGACGCUUUUGACUGGAGAAACACCAUGCGUAUUUUGGCUGGUUUGUUGGCUGUUGCCUCUUUCACUGGGUGUUUUGUGAAAAGCAACAGUUCUUUGUCGGGUCAACGCCAGGACAUGAAUGCCAAGAAGUUUAGUUUGAAUUUUUCUGCAUGCAAGAAUCCAAGGUUUCUCAUGUUGUUGGCUAUGGCAGUUGUGAGUAAUUUUGGUCGCAUUGUACCUUACGUACAUUUGGUGAGUAUGAAUUGUUUUUACUACAACCUAACUCCUUGCAAAUGAACAAUGGAAUGGUACCCAUGUAGGGGAAUCCAAGACAGUCUUGAAUACUGGAUUCUAUGCCUUGGAUUCCAGAUUCUGGGCACUGAGUUUUAGUCUUUAAAUGGAUCAUUAGUAGGAUUGCUUGAGCUGUAAUCCGGAUUCCAAAGCCCAGGAUUCCAGAUUCCACAAGCCAUUAAAUUUUCCAGGAUUCCAGAUUCCACAAGCAAAAAUUUCACGGAUUCCAGAAUCUCUUACAUGAGGCGACUGGAAAAUCAGGAGUGUGUUACCAUGAACUGGUAAAAAACAAAAGGUGCAAGUGCCCUUAUUACACGUCAAGUCAACAAGCAACACCGUAUACACAGGAAAAAAUAACGGAUUUCCAUUUUUGGAUAUUUUAGGGUAUUUAAAGAAUACCCAUAAAAAUCCCAAAUUUUGCAAAAUGAGACAAGUCCCAACGAGGGAAUUCCCAACCAAGUUCCCUGAUUGGGACUUGUCUCACUCUUCCAAAUUUGGGAUUUUUGUGGGUAUUCUUUAAAUACCCUAAAAUAUCCAAAAAUGGGAAUCUGUUAUUUUUUCCUGUGGUAUCACUGCUGCAUGUCUCUAGAGGAAUUAUAUAAACUGAAGGAGGGUCGCCCUAUUAGUAUAUUUCCUCACUAUAUCAGUACUGCUUUAACAAAGCCAAAUGUGAACUACAGAAAUACAAAACUGUUAAAUGAAGAUAUGAUCAUCGCAGUUGUAAUGGGAGUUUACCCAAUUGCAAAUUAAUAUGAAAAAAUUCUUAGAGGCUCAAACAGGAUUCGAACCCAUGGCCUCUGGGUUAGCGCUGCAGAGCUCUAUCAGCUGAGCUAUGAAGACCCACUAAAGGAGUUAUUGUGAGUCAGUCAGGGUACUCGACGACAGAUCCCCUGCAAGACAAUAAGGGUCUUAAUUUAGGAAAGUUUGGGCUGCUCAUGCAAGAAUUAACCCAUCUGAUGCUGGACACUACAGUAUAUACCAAGGGUAAUGCACACAAUGACAUGUACAGCAUGACACUUUUUUGUGGUGGAAAGAGGGCAAACAUUUAUAAAGACACUACUAGUCUUUCCAUUGAUUGACAGGCCAUGUCUUUGCACAACAGGGCAAAGUUCAGUUGAAGCUCCCCUUGUUUUAAAACUUGACACAUGAACAAUACUCAUUGGGGCUGCCAUGUUAGAAGCAAGUAUCCCUACCUACUGAAUUUUUCUUUUUACGGUACCUGCAUAUUUUCUUUCAGAUAAAACACUGUGAUGACCUUGGAAUUCCUCCUGGCAAGAGUACUACGCUUUUUCUGCUUAUUGGAUUAUUUGCAUCAACUGGCCGACUCAUGGCCGGCUUUCUUUGUGACAUUAGAUUCAUUAACUCCCAGUUCCUUUACCAGGCAGCUGUGUUCACAGUGGGCGCCUCCACCCUUCUUCUCAUUCCUGCAAAGACAUAUGCUUCCGUGGCUGUUGUCAUCGUUCUGUUCAGUCUGGCGGACGGGUUGAUGAUAUCAACAUUUAUUAUUGAUCUAUUUAAGUCCAUGAAGGAAUCUCAAAGAGCCUCUUGCCUCGGGUUUGCCAUGUUCAUGGGUGGAGUGUUUGUAUUUUUUGCUCCCCCUCUGUCAGGUUAGUAUUUCAUUGUUCUAUUGAAAAUCUAGUUUCUUUGAAAUUCUUAAAUGGCUGCUAUUGGAGUUGUCGCAGCUCAUCUAAGGAGCCUUUUAGAGAGUCAAAACAGCCGAUAUUUCGUGACAUCACCACUGGGUUCCUCACGAAAAGACAUCUGAGGAACAAGCGCAGAAAAGCAAAUUUUCAACCACUCUGGACCACUACCCAGAUCUGGGUAGUGACAUGCCAACGGUAUGGCAUAUUUGUGCUUUCUCCUCAGUCCUCAUUUUGAGGGAAACCAGUGGUGGUUUAUCAGGCUUAGGGCGCAUUCCAAUUGUCAGAACUGACUGGCCAGACCAUUCCUGUGGUAAUGAGAAUUUCACUUUAAUCAAUUCUAUCCAGCCAGAUCGGGCAAAUCCUAAACAGUAUGGACAAAGGAAAUGGUUUUUCAGCAAAUACUCUUGGAAAAAGCGGAUUUAAUUUGCUAAACUGACUGGUCUGGCCAGCCAGUUCUGACAAAAUAUGGAAAGUGCCGUACCCAACAGUUCCAUCAUUUUCUUGUGAAAUGUUGACUGUUUUCCCAGGCUAUUGGUUACUCGACGGAAUUUUCUUUAUCAUAACUUGUCAGUGCCAGUUAAUCCUUUAGGGGAGAUAUCUUUGAAAAUGUCCACUGAGCACUCCUGUAUCAUGAUUAAUAUCGGGGAGUCACCAUUCUUUCUUGUUAGCCAUUCCCAGAAGAAAUGCAGGGCGAAAUACUUAUUUAUUAACUAGGUGCGAGACCACAAACCUCUCUUUGAACACAGGUUAUCUUAAAACCAACACACCAAACAUGUGUCUGUUUUUAUUUUCUCGCUAGGACUGAUAGCGGACAAGUACGGGAACUACACAUUUGCUUUCCUAAUGUCCGGUGGAGUACUAGUGAUUGGAUCGCUGUUUCCUUUUUUUCUGCUGUGCAGUAAACAAAAAAAUGUCGAGGAAAAUGAGGGUGUAGAGCACCUAGAAGUACUAAUGGACAGGGAUCAAGUACAGAUAAAGAAAAAUAGUGAGAGUAAUAAUCUGUCACCAACGACGGUGUGGGUGAUGCAGGAUUCAGUGUCCUCAAGUGAAGUGGUUGCAAGAUCCACCAAUAAAUUGGCCACUGCCAAGAGACCAGUUUCUUUUUUGUGGGCCAUGGAAAGCCCGUUUAACCUUCCACCUCCUUUAAGAACGUCAAACUAA
Porites evermanni is the source of this 4831-nucleotide messenger RNA. NCBI's taxonomy places the organism in Eukaryota, Metazoa, Cnidaria, Anthozoa, Scleractinia, Poritidae. The record is from the annotation of a GenBank genome assembly.